Molecule: messenger RNA, 9839 nt
Organism: Anneissia japonica
Lineage: Eukaryota; Metazoa; Echinodermata; Crinoidea; Comatulida; Comatulidae
Product: rap guanine nucleotide exchange factor 6-like
Exons: 31
Coding region: 779-4918 (1379 amino acids)
Biological process (GO): positive regulation of GTPase activity; Ras protein signal transduction
Cellular component (GO): plasma membrane; apical plasma membrane
Molecular function (GO): protein binding; guanyl-nucleotide exchange factor activity
Source: RefSeq, a predicted model, not a curated record
GGAUGAAAAAGACCUUUACAUUUACUUUAGCCUGAAUGGGUUGAGCAUCUUAGGAACUACUGUAUUAAGCAGCAACAGUUACUAACAUCUGCAACAUUAUUUUAGAACACCUGUCUUUUCUUCAGGCAAGGGUACUGGAAUACUCACCAUUAUUUAUUGUAUAGUUGUCAUUGGAUACAGUACAGUGAGAAAUUCCACUGUUCAGUUUUGGAUUUACUUACAUUUCUUCUACUUGAAACUAAACAGGCAUUUCUAGAAAUCAACUGUUUGUGUAUGGAAAUAAAUGUUUGCAUUUUUAUCACCAGUUUUGUUCUUGAAAUAGUUUUUUUGUAGUAGCGAGCAGCAUAUUACCAGUGCCAUGAUUAAGCCUGACAAUUCAACCUUCUGAUACUGUUUCUUGGGAAUCUAUAUUCGUGACAACUGUCAACUUUGGUUUUGAACUUAUUAACACAUUGACAGGAGGAGAUAAUAAUAAGGUUUGAUUACUGCUACUGUAUGUUUGGAAAUAUUUCUGCUGGUGGGUUUUUCGAAACUGAGACAUAUUAGAAAAACCUCUUGUUUGGAUUAUUUUUUCUUGCAGAUUUAAGACCUGCAAUAUGUCUAUAAAUUUCUUCACACACUAGAAGCUUUACAGACCCUGCGGGAACCUGCACUGCGCUCUCUUUGUCGUACAGUGCACUACGAGAAACAUGAACCAAAUGAGUUGUUGUAUCGACAUGAUGAUUUGAGUCAUUGUUGGUACAUCCUACUGUCUGGUUCUGUUUUCAUCGACAGUGCUAUGUUCUUAGCCCGAAGCAGUUUUGGAAAACGAACUUCGGGUUCUGGACGAAGAGGCUCUGAAUGUUUGAUAUUAGAGACAUCCGAGUUAUUAGUAAUAGAAUAUCCUGAUGCUCAGCUUCUACAUCCUGGUCAAAGGCAAUCUUGUACGACGAUGAAUCUCGAGAAGCUCCUGGCCUUAGAACAAGAUGAGGUGAAGGUAGCCCCAGCGCGGUCAAACCAUGAAAGACAGUACCCACACAGUGACAGCGAGUCACUACCUUCAAUAAGACUGGAGAGGGCAGGCUCCUCCGCCAGUGACAGUAGGAAAAUGAAAGACCGUGUAGAAGGACUUCGCCGUGGUCCAAUGCAUGCUCCGAGUACACCCACAAGUAUUAGCAGUCGCAGUUCUGUUAGAAGUAGUAUCUCAAGCACAGGGAGUUAUUCGGAUUUAUGUGCAAAUAAUGAUAACUUUGAUUUAGAAUAUAAUGGCGGAGGUAUGGACUCGGACGAUGAGGAAACAAGUGAAUCUUCUGGGUCCAUCCUUGUCAGAGAUAUUGUUAGAGAUUGUCUCGAGAAGGAGCCGAGUGAAAGAACAGAAGAUGAAAUAGAAAUAUUGCUGGAUUUCAUGCGUCACCUGCCAGCGUUUGCAAACAUGACGAUGUCCGUGAGACGGGCGCUGUGCGCUGUAAUGGUCUUUGCUGUUGUUGGGAAAGGAGGAACUGUUGUUAUGAAAGACGAAGAAGAGCUGGACUCUUGGUCUGUUAUUUUGAAUGGCAGUGUCGUUAUCUCUCGGCCUGAUGGCCUCGAUGAGCACUUACAUCUUGGGGACAGUUUUGGAGUGAAGCCCACUUUAGAAAAACAGGUGCAUCGAGGGGUGAUGCGGACACAGGUUGAUGACUGUCAGUUUGUGUGUAUUACUCAGGAGGAUUAUUUCCACAUCCUUACUCAAGGAGAGGAGAAUAUUAGGAGAAUUGAAGAGAAUGGUACGGUUGUCAUGGUAACAGAGCAUCGUAUCUUAGAUGAGAGACGACAAGGACAUGUUGUGAUCAAGGCAACCAACGAUCGUCUUAUACAUCAUCUUAUUGACGAUCACUCCCCAGUGGAUCCAACCUUUGUAGAAGACUUUCUGAUGACAUAUAGAACUUUCCUGAAGACUCCAAGCCCUGUGUAUAAUCGGCUGCUAAGUUGGUUCCAUGAACCAGACCUUCGUGACAGGGUCACUAGAGUUGUUUUACUAUGGGUUAAUAAUCAUUACAAUGAUUUUGAAAGUAAUAGAGACAUGAUAGAAUUCUUAGAACGGUUUGAAGAAUUAUUAGAAGUAGAGAAUAUGUCAGGCCAGCUAAGGUUACUACAUAUUGCUGGUGCUGCUAAGGCUAAGAAGAGAACUGUGACCCUGGCUCGUUCUGAUAGGACCUCUCCGUUGUCUUUUACUAUCAUUGGUGGGUGGGAAAAGAAGAUGGGUUUAUUUAUAUCUAAAGUUGAAAAGGGCUCCAAGGCACAUGAAGCUGGCUUAAGGAGAGGUGAUCAGAUUCACGAGGUAAAUGGUCAUAAUUUUGAUCGCAUGAUGCAUGUGAAGGCGCUUGACAUCAUUCAAGGAACCACACAUCUUGUCAUUACAGUCAAGUAUAACACAUUAGCUUUUAGAGAUUUACUGGCAUCCCAGGAAGGUAGGAACAAUUCACAUCGACGAGCAAGCCAAGACAUUGCUCUUCUACAAGCUGACCCUCGUGCUAGGCAUACCAUGCCAGAUGCAAGUGUCUCACCAGAAAUUAAGGACAAAAAGGAUAAGAAAGGGCAUGGGUCCAUUGGGCAUAAGACGAAGCUAAGAAAGGCUAUUGCUAAGCUUAGUAUACUGCCAAAUAAAUCCAUGGAAGGAACUGAACAAAGGAGGGCUCAGGAUGAUACAAUUUUGAAACGGUCGACCACCACCAGUAGUCAGUCUAGUGGUAGUAGUCUCCAUCACAGCAGUAGUAAUCCUGACCUGACGUCACUUUCAACGCAACUCUAUGAACCCAUCUGGAGUGGCAUGCCAGAUCAUCCAGAACAUGUAUUGAAAGUGUUUGUCACAGACCCUCCUUCUGGUUGCAAGUACUUUCUGGUACAUAAGGAAACAUCUGCUAAGGAGGUAGUGAUGCUGGCAAUGCAAGAGUUUGGUCUUACUGGCCCACAAAACUUUGGCCGUUUUUCCCUGUGUGAGGUCACCGUUGCGAAUGAAGGUCUGAUUAAGCAGAAACGUUUUCCAGAACAUAUGCAGAACAUUGCUGAAAAGCUCAGCUUAAAUGGACGCUUAUACCUGAAAAACAAUGAAAGCUCGGAACCACUAGUUACAGAUGAUAUUGCAGUUGAGCUUAUGAAGGAAAGCCAAGUGAGCUUAUUGCAACUCAACACAGCUGAGGUUGCUGUCCAGCUUACUCUAAAGGAUUUUGAAGUGUUCCAAAACAUUGAGCCUACAGAGUACAUCGAGGAUCUGUUCAAGAUCAAAACUAAGCAUGGCACCGAUCGUUUAAAAGCUUUUGAGGAGCUGGUGAACCAGGAGAUGUUCUGGGUUGUAACAGAAAUAUGUAGCGAACCAAACAUCAUAAAGCGAAUGAAGAUUAUCAAACAUUAUAUCAAAUUAGCCAGACAUUGUAAAGACACCAAGAACUUCAACUCCAUGUUUGCAAUCAUUAGCGGUCUAGGACACGGCUCAGUGUCGCGGCUACGCAACACGUGGGACAAGUUACCCAACAAAUAUACGAAGACAUUUGUAGAUUUGCAAGAUCUCAUGGACCCAUCACGAAACAUGUCCAAGUAUCGGAAUCUAGUAAAUGCUGAGCAUGUACAUCCACCUACAAUUCCAUUUUUUCCAAUAACUAAGAAGGAUCUGACCUUUAUACACCUUGGUAACGACUCUGAAGUUGAGGGCCUCAUUAAUUUUGAGAAGUUGCGUAUGAUUGCAAAAGAAGUCCGUUUUAUAAUGGGCAUGGCAUCUACACCAUACGAUCCAAGAGGAAUGUUUGAUCAAUCCUCAGUGUUUGGUGCCCCCAAUCCAAGUGUCGCCCAUGCUGUCGUUGCUGCUGUGUCUGGUCCUACGCAACAACAGCGAAAGAAGAACAAUACCGCUAAGCGUGGAUCAACCUUCCUCAACCCCAAGAAGAUGUGGGAAGAGGCUCAGAUGGCUCGACGAGUUCGCCUGUAUCUUCAAAACAUGCAUGUGAUAACCAACGAGACGGAGUUACGAGAGCUUUCCCUCAAAUGUGAGCCUCUCCCAAGUUCAAACACGGGUACCUUAUCUAGACGCAAGUCCCUACCAGAUUUAGCUGUCAACGCAGUCAAUCAAACAAACAUCAAUGUCGUCACAUCGCCUGUCAAGAAAAACGAAAAGAACGAUCAGAUAAAGAAGAUCAUAUACAAAGACGCUCCCAAAACAUCAUUUGGGGCCACCUCACCAACCACCCUUCACAAGCUUCUAAUGUUAUCUGAAGAGGGCGACAGAGGACUAAAAUCUAUGCCCUUCAAUCGCAUUUCUGCUGCAAAUAACAACAGCUCAAAGGGGCCGUCUCCCCGGCACUCACCCAAAAUGCAGCCGCACGGGCGCAGGAAAGAGGUGCCGGGGACCAGAGACACAGGUAUGAACCCUGCUCCACCCCUACUGCGGUCGCAACGGAGUGACAGCGGGCUUAGCAUGAGUAGUAUGGGUAGUCUGGACAUGUACAAUUACAAACGAAGGCAUACGGUGGCAGCAGGCAGUUCAGGCCCACCCUCAAUAACAUUCAGCAGCUCGUACGAAAGCUCUGACUCAGGUCAAAGUGGGCUUUCAUCCAACUAUGACACACAGAGUAACUCGUCACUAGGCUCGGCAUCGCCGCCAGUCAAGGACAAGAGGAAAGGCCAGCGAGAGCCAGCAGCAUCGAUCUACACCUCGCCCCCUCCGAGAUCUGCAGAUACACCUGACAAUGGUCAUGCACACCGGAUGCUGACACCUCCCGACUAUAAUACCGCUAGAAAGAGAUCUACUUCUUCACUAGCUGUACUCUACAGUGCUCCACGACAAGAGAUGAUAGAAAAAAAGCCACCAAAUUAUGCUGUUGCAAAAACAAUGACAAGGAAUUUAGGUGGUGUACGUUCUAGGUCUUGUGACUAUUACGAUUCAGAUGAGGAACAGGUAUCUGUAGUAUGACCUCCUUGUAACCGUGGUAACUGUAUCUAAGCUACAUCCACAUUCCAGUCACCUGGAGAGACGAGAAUGAUAUGCUCACAGAUUUCAUGGUGCUUUUGGUGUCUCUGUAAUUUAAUGGAUCUAAUAAUAUAUUUAAUAUCUUACAAAUCUCUGUAAUAUCUACAGUAACCCCUUGGAUUGGUGUUGUAUAAGGAUAAACAUUUGUCAAGAUCUGUAGAACAAGAUUUAGUAUUAAGCUCCCUUUCCAUGCUGAUCUGUCCAUAUAUGGGUAUGAUGAUGUAAUGUCAUCCCAUAUAUGGGCAAAUCACAAGUAUUUGGCAUUGAAAACUUGAUAGUAUGGACUAUUAAGCUUUAGAUACUGUGUCAGGUUGGGCUACUACUUAAAUGAAAUUCUUCAAAUGUUAUAUUGUAUAAGAGUCUUGAUAUUUAUUAGCCAUGCUGCUUUCUAAAACUGCAAUUAUCUUCCCAACCAAUCGUAAUCUGCUAUGAAUAUUCAUAGAAAUCCAUACCAGAUAUGAUGUAAGAAACAGACAUAUGAGAAUAUAAAUUAUUGGAGUGAACAAAUAUGUGUUUUGCAGGGUCUGAAUUCUAAGAACAUUUUUUUUUUGGUGUGUGGGGGGUGGGGGCAGAGGGGUAUUAGAAUGGGAGAUGAAGACAAGCCUAGAACAGCAAGGUGAUGAAAGAAGAGGGGUGAGGUUGCAUCUUAUAUAACAUGAUAUAGACUCCGUCAGUGGUUGGGAUCAAGAUAUAUUGUGUAGUUAUAUAGAUUUUUAAAAUGUACUAGUAACGUGUUUCUUUUAUCUGAGGUCAACAAAAUAUUCUCAUAAUAAUAAAUCUAUAAUAAUUUUAAUGGUAGUUAGUAUUUAUCUGAAUUAAUAUACUUUUAAAUAGCUUCUGAAUGUUGUCUUGGGUCUGUGUAAUGUUUCUUCAAUAUAUGCUAUUACUUUGUGGCAGUAGACAGUUUCCCUGUAACCACUGCCAUUCUUUAAAGAUGCAAAGUUAUGUCUAAAAUAUAAUAUUUUGUAAUCCUUGUUUCAUAUAGAUAUUCUAGAUAAAAUAUUAUUUUACGAUACAUUGUUAUUUUACUGAAAAAUCUAAGCAAGAAGAUCUACAGUUGGAUUUUGAUGCACACCGUAUAGAAGACAAGUAGAAAAAUGCAUCAUUUUGCAGAUGCUCCAACUUUCCAUUAGAAGAGGAGUGAAUAGAAAAGAAACUCAAGUGUUACCCCAAAAUUACUGGCAAUACAUUAGAAUAGGGAAACAAGAAACCAAAGUUAUUCUUAUCUUAAUAUUAUACUCAGUUCACAUAAGACAAAAGGUUAGAGGGGACAAGUACAACAGAGAAUGUAACAUAUGUCUCCCCCCAGUCCUAUAGCGCAUCCAUGUCAAAUUGAAUCAGUGUAAUCACUGUGGAGUUUGCAUUCUUCGAUGCAAUAUCCAUAUAAGAUAAAACAAACAUCGCAGAGGCCUGUAAUAGUCUUGAAUAAUUUAGCUUGGAUAUUCUGUGCGUGAUCACAAUGGCGUGAAAUAUAUCUUCACCAUCUGCCUCACUAGCUGUUACGACCAAAAAAAAUAUACGGUAUAAUUAUAAUUACUGUAGUAUAUUAUUAAUCAUCCAAUUUGAAAUUCACAUCUAUAGGUCAAUAAAUUAUGUUAAUGCCGAAGAUGCCUAGUUAGAUCGUAAACAAUUAGCGCUCUCAACUAAAGAAAAAACAAUUAAAUUAUACAGACUUUUAGCAAGGUUUGAGUAUGAACGUGUGAACAUGAAUGUGAAUUUGGAUUUUCUCUUGAACAUGUAAAAUUCUGUCUUGUGUAAAUUGGGUAGAAGUAAUUUUUUUUCUUAAUUUUACUUCUGCUAAGAAAUAGAUACUCUAAAUACUUUCUAUUUUCAAUUUUAUUUAUUUUUUUAUUUUUUGUAGAACGUAAUAGUUUAAAUGAACACUUAUAUGGUGCAUCUUCAUUUUAUAACUGUGCUAAUUACUUACUUUAUUUUAGAUUAAUUUGUUAUGUCAAGAAUUAGAAGUUCCCAAAAAGUAAAUGUUUAAUUUAUGAGGAAUACAAAAUAUUUUGAUCUGUAUCAUUUAAUACUAAUUCUUUCGGGUUUUUUAAAAAAUGAAAUUGAUAUCAAUAUUAGCAUUUGUGAAGCUAGGCAUUUAUUUUUUGAUAUUAAAUAAAGGACAAUUAAUUAACAGUUAAUAUGAUGGAUGAAUUGGAAUUUUUACAAUGAAUUUGGUUCCAAAUUUGAUAUAUUAUUAUAAAAUUUGUGAUAUUUAUUUAUAUUGCUUCAGUUCCAUAGCUGGUCUCAUGAUUCGCUGUAUGUCUGUAGUGUCGUUAAAUGAAAUUACACGUUAACAAAUAUAUAGGAAUAGCCUUGAUCAAAUAUGUCAACCUUUGCCCUUUUGUGCAAUUUAGUAACUUGAAUAUAUUAGCAUAUUUGCAUACAUAUCCUAACACAGGCUUGAUAUAGCUGGAAAAGAAAUUUUAGAUACAAUAAAUGUAUGAUUAUAGCUGUGAUACUAAAAGUAGGCCUAGUCAUGGUUGUUUUCAGUAGAUUAAAUUGUGCGACAGUGGUAUAGAAGUAAUUCCAAGCUAAACACAACAGUAAGAUGAUCUUAUCAUAGUUAACGGUUAUAUUUAUACCCGCUUCCGUAUUUUAUACCAUUGAUCAUAGGCGCCAACUUAACAUAGAUAGUUAUUUAAGUUUAAAGUGGUAAUUAUUUACGUAAUUUGGUUUAUUUAGUCAGACAUUAGACAGUUCCUAGUAGGCCUAUAUAACACAUUUAAAUCAAGUGGUAACCAACAAUUUAACCAAUUUUGUUAUUCUAGUGAAUUUAUCUAAAAGAUCAAACUACUCAAUAAAAAUAUUUGGUAUAAGAAUUGUGUGUCAUCAAAACUAAAUUAUGAUACGCAUCAACCAGGGUACGAAUUUGAAUAUCUGCUAGGCCAAUUAAAUAUGUUUUGGGGGAAAACACAGUGAUUCUACAGCACUGCUUGUAAAAGUUAAAUAGGGUGAAAAUACAAAACAUGGCCCAAGUAGUGAUAGAAACAAUGAAACAUACUUCCAUGAAGGCAUAUGCUGAAGAUCAUUAUACAUCCGUAGUUCCUUGGGUAUAUGCCCACCCCAACCUAUACAUUCGUCUUUUGACUUACCAGCAUUUUCCCAUCUAAAAAAGCCUAGGGUAAUAUUUUUGAAUCAUUAUCUCAGAAAAUAAACCAAGAUUAGCUUUAAAUUGGAUUUAACGUUUGAUUGGCCAUUCAUGGAGAGUCAAAAGUUGUUUUUAUGAACAGGGCAAUCCUUGGGUAUAAGCUUACUCCGUUAAUUUUUCCCACUUUUGUGUUCAGGGGGUGGGGGCUUAUACCAGGGGAACUAUAGUAUACAUGUUUAUGUUAAUGAUAAACUAUUCAAUUUCAAAUGUUUGCUACUACUGUAUUUACAGUAUUGUGCAUAGGAUUUGUUUUUAGAACAUGGACUUUAGAAUUAUGUCCACCUGAAAAUUUGAUAUCAAAACAGAUUAUGAAAAUUAGAAUCUAAAUGGGCCUGAACCCAAAUUUACUUUCUUGUAUCAUGUAAACUUUGCGAAAAAAAUGAUUUUUCGAUUUGGCAGUGCAGUACCAAAAUUAAAACCAAAUAAAUUCAGUACACACAAUAAACUUCCAAGUAUCCUAUAAAAUGUUGAAUGCCGAAUUUAAUUUGUUUGUUAUAAAUUUCUAGAGGUCAGCAUUCUUUGUCAAUUUAUCCUCCUUAGGACAGUCUUUUGUACCUAGUUUGAUCUAAAGAAGGAUAGUUUUACAGUUUGCUGGUCAAGCAAAGACAGAAUAGUAAUAGAAUAUAGUAGAAGUUUUGAUAUUGAUUUCAAUAAAAUAGAUUGACAUAAAAUGUGAACAUUUACACAGAAAACAAUUUUGCUUAUCCUUAUAACCAAAAUAUAUACAUAAUUUGUUAUGUAUGAAUUAAAUAUAGUGUGAUUUAUUCUUAAGUGACCAAUUGCAAAGUAUUUUUUAAUGUAAAGUGGUUGUUGAAAUUUUAAUCAGUUUUCUGAAUAUAGGAAAUGGAGAAUCUACGAUUGUUUUAUUGUAAUGUUUAGUGAAAGAAGUCUGUAUAAAUGAAUUUAUAGUUUUGCACAUAAGGUUAGAAGUGUUUACCAGCCUUGCCAAUACUAAAGAAUGUAUAUGAACUACUGUUUUGUGUUUUAUAAUCUUAUUUACAUUUUACCUACACUAGAAUAACAUUUCUUACUGUUAUUUUUACUCUCUUUUUUUUCUGUUGCUCACCCACCUUAAUUGAAUAGAAAAAGAGCUGUUUUUUUUUUUUUUCCGCUCUGUAGAAAUAAUUUUACCUCAAGUGUUUUAAGAAAAAAAAUACAGUCAAGGAGUUGAAUUGUAUUUUUAAUGGCAUACAAUUUGUAAUAUACCUUGAUAAUGUCUUAUUUACUCCUGGAUUAUUGAUAUAAAAUCUGUAUAUAAAGCUAAAUCAAGAAUUAUUCCAGUACCAAAUGUUGAUCAAUUUUAAAAUGAAAUGUUUAAGAACAAUACCCUGAUUUUGAUUACAAAUUUAAUCCUUGUAUUCCAUGCUAAUAUGCUGUCAUGAAGGACUCAAUGUGGAUGUUUGGAUGAAAUAUAGAUGUACUGUAUAUAAAAUAACUAUCCAAUGUAUAUCUGCAUUAUUUGUGGCUAUGUAUACCACUGUUGAAGCUGCCAUCCAGCUUGAUCAAAUAUGUUUUAAUACAGUUUCCGUGAAGGUGACUGUUUACUGUGGAUAUUUUAAUCAUGUGUUGUAUUUUCUGUGGUUCAAUGCUGGCCUGUACACUUUGUUUUAGUGUUAAAAUCUGUACAUAGUGGGUCACUGCUGAGUCAAUAGUUACAUAUAGAAGAUAUUUUGUUCUUCCAGAAGGUACAUACAAUAAAGUCAAUUUAAUUACAAA